This is a messenger RNA of Thalassophryne amazonica, 1551 nucleotides long. RefSeq names its product adenylosuccinate synthase 1 (gene adss1). The transcript has 13 exons. The record is from RefSeq and is a predicted model, not a curated record. Gene Ontology annotation, molecular function: GTP binding; adenylosuccinate synthase activity. Bases 91 to 1458 code for a protein of 455 amino acids. Gene Ontology annotation, biological process: 'de novo' AMP biosynthetic process; IMP metabolic process. Gene Ontology annotation, cellular component: cytoplasm. NCBI's taxonomy places the organism in Eukaryota, Metazoa, Chordata, Actinopteri, Batrachoidiformes, Batrachoididae.
GACAGCAGUGACGUCACCGCCGUUACCGAUAUGGCAGUGCCAGAGGAGGAGACGGAUUAGUCUGGUGGAGACGGUCUAAAGACCAGCAUCAUGUCGCUCGGCUGGUCCGCCAAAGAUCACAAAAACCCGAACCCGACGGCCGGAGGACUGAAGCGGCAGCGCAGCGACACCGGGAACAAAGUGACGGUGGUUCUGGGCGCCCAGUGGGGCGACGAGGGCAAAGGCAAGGUGGUCGAUUUACUGGCGACCGAAGCCGACGUCGUCUGCAGGUGUCAGGGAGGCAACAAUGCUGGACACACAGUGGUGGUGGACGGUAAAGAGUACGACUUCCACCUCCUCCCCAGCGGAAUCAUCAACCCCAAAAGCACAUCACUUAUUGGUAACGGCGUGGUUAUACAUUUACCUGGCCUAUUUGAGGAAGGCGAUAAAAACGAGAAGAAAGGUCUGAAAGGCUGGGACAAGAGACUGAUCGUGUCGGAUAGAGCCCACCUCGUCUUUGAUUUCCACCAGGUCGUCGAUGGCCUACAAGAAACUGAAAGACAAGCACAAGAAGGAAAGAGCAUUGGAACAACCAAGAAGGGGAUUGGACCCGCGUAUUCCAGCAAAGCAUCACGCACCGGCCUUCGUGUGUGUGACCUUCUUGGUGACUUUAAGGACUUCUCGAGCAGAUUCAAGAACCUUGUCCAACAGUAUCAGUCCAUGUAUCCAUCCUUGAUAGUUGACGUUGAGAGCCAACUGAAGAAACUGAAGGAGUACACUGAGAGACUGCGGCCGAUGGUUCGGGAUGGAGUCUACUACAUGUAUGAAGCCCUUCAUGGACCUCCAAAGAAGAUUCUCAUUGAAGGGGCCAAUGCUGCUCUCCUUGACAUAGAUUUUGGUACAUAUCCCUUUGUGACAUCAUCAAACUGCACUGUGGGUGGAGUUUGCACUGGUCUUGGAAUCCCUCCACUGAAUAUUGGUGAGGUGUUUGGUGUAACAAAGGCUUACACCACCAGGGUGGGAAUCGGUGCUUUCCCCACCGAACAACUCAAUGCAGUCGGCGAGCUGCUGCAGACAAGAGGUCACGAAGUGGGCGUGACCACAGGAAGGAAGCGGCGCUGCGGCUGGUUGGACCUUGUGAUUGUCAAAUACGCUCACAUGAUCAACGGCUUCACCGCGAUCGCGUUGACAAAACUUGACAUUCUGGAUGUUCUGGAUGAAAUCAAAGUUGGAAUCGCAUACAAGCUCAACGGAAAAAGAAUCCCUCAUUUUCCAGCCAACUUGGACGUUUUACACAAGGUGGAGGUUGAGUAUGAAACCUUCCCUGGUUGGAAAACAGACACAUCUGCAGCCCGGAAGUGGAACGACCUCCCGGCCCACGCCCAGAACUACAUCCGCUUCAUCGAGAACCAUAUUGGAGUUCCAAUCAAGUGGGUUGGUGUUGGAAAGUCCAGAGAAUGCAUGAUCCAGAUGUUUUAAUGGAAACAUUGACCUGAUGUUGACCCGGACACGUGGAUCUCCUGAUCGCUUCUGGAUUCGUGAAAUAAAACAAUAAAUAAAUCAGUGUGACAU